Messenger RNA from Hyaloscypha bicolor E, 790 nucleotides. RefSeq lists its product as uncharacterized. The transcript is spliced from 2 exons. The coding region runs from base 183 to 722 and encodes 179 amino acids. The record is from RefSeq and is a predicted model, not a curated record. Lineage: Eukaryota; Fungi; Ascomycota; Leotiomycetes; Helotiales; Hyaloscyphaceae.
UGGCACGGUUCCACAUUCGCUUUCUGUUUAUACUGUACUAUUCUUCUUAUUCACAGCUGGGCUGUUGCCGAUCUUUAAACUUUGUUCUCUCAUUCUUCCAAACCAAACGGAACCAACAUAUUCAUUUUUAAUACAUAUCCAUUCUUUACGAAAGCCGAAAACAGCUGGCAUAAUCAACUAUCAUGCAUUUCUCAACCACACUCACGAUCUUUCUCUCGCUCGCCGGUGCCCUAGCCGCACCAAUCAGCCUCGAUAAAAAGGCCGCAACAGCAGCAGCAGGUGUACUAAAAGUCCAGACUUACGACGAUUUCAAUGUGUCCGGCGGAGUAGCCGGCAACGCCCUCGCUGAAGUGAACGCCGCGUUCCCCGUCGACCAAACCAACCUCGCCGGCGUAGCCGCCUCCGACCUCGCCAUAAUUGCCAAAGCAGCCCAAGUCUCCGAAGAUGCAGAGACUGGCACGGGCGGCUUCAACGAUGCGAUUGCUGCGGCUGGCGGAACAGGCACCACAGCCGGGACCGCCCUCCAAAACGGGAAGAUCAAGAAUAAGGUGCUGAAGUUGCAGACGGAUGUCCUGAGGAUUCAGAUCGAGGUUGCACAGGGCAAUACGGGGAGUCAGAGUGAGCUGGCGACGCAGCAGGCCAAGUUGGCGACGAACGUUGCGUUGGAUAAGGCGGCCGCGGGACAAAGUAGUACGGCGAUUACGUUUUCGGGGAGUGAUUAAGAGAGUAAGCGGGGGAAGAGAGUGGAGUGCAGGGGAGGGGCGGAGAUGUUUGUAUAUAUUAAAAUGUG